Molecule: messenger RNA, 1110 nt
Organism: Vanderwaltozyma polyspora DSM 70294
Lineage: Eukaryota; Fungi; Ascomycota; Saccharomycetes; Saccharomycetales; Saccharomycetaceae
Gene: RBG2
Product: Rbg2p
Exons: 1
Coding region: 1-1110 (369 amino acids)
Biological process (GO): cytoplasmic translation
Cellular component (GO): cytoplasm
Molecular function (GO): GTPase activity; GTP binding
Source: RefSeq, a predicted model, not a curated record
AUGGGUAUUGUUGAUAAAAUUAAAGCCAUCGAGGAAGAGAUGUCUCGUACUCAAAAAAACAAAGCUACAGAACAUCAUUUGGGUUUAUUGAAGGGUAAAUUAGCACGUUAUAGACAACAAUUAUUAGCAGAUGAAGCAGGAGCUGGUGGUUCUGGUGGUGGGACUGGGUUUGAAGUUGCAAAAUCUGGUGAUGCCCGUGUAGUAUUAAUUGGUUAUCCAUCUGUCGGUAAGUCUUCUCUGUUAGGUAAAAUCACUUCGACAAAAUCUGAAAUUGCACAUUAUUCAUUUACAACUUUAACAUCUGUUCCAGGUGUUUUAAAACAUGAAGGUGCUGAAAUUCAGAUUGUUGAUUUGCCAGGUAUCAUCUAUGGUGCUUCCCAAGGUAAAGGUCGUGGUAGACAAGUUGUAGCAACCGCUAGAACAGCUGAUUUAGUUCUAAUGGUUUUAGAUGCCACCAAGAGUAAACACCAAAGGGAAUCAUUAGAAAAAGAAUUGGAGGCCGUAGGUAUCAGAUUGAAUAAAGAAAAGCCAAAUAUUUACUUUAAGAAGAAGGAAACCGGAGGUGUUAAAGUCACAUUUACCGCACCAACAAAGACUACUUUAACAGAAGAUGCAAUUAAAUUGAUCUUAAAAGAUUAUAGAAUUCAUAAUGCAGACGUUUUAGUUAGGGAUGAUAAUUGUACUAUUGAUGACUUCAUUGAUAUCAUCAAUGAUCAACAUCGUAAUUACAUUAAAUGUCUUUACGUUUAUAACAAGAUCGAUGCAGUAUCUUUAGAGGAAGUUGAUAGAUUAGCUAGAGAGCCAAAUACUGUUGUCAUGUCCUGUGAAAUGGAUCUAGGGUUGGACGAUGUUGUUAAAGAAAUUUGGUACCAACUAAACUUGAGUAGAGUAUUUACUAAAAAAAGAGGUAUACGACCAGAGUUCGGUGACCCAUUAGUGGUUAGAAAUAAUUCUACUGUCGGUGAUCUAUGUCAUAGUAUUCAUAGAGAUUUCAAAGAUAAGUUUAAAUACGCACUAGUCUGGGGUUCCUCAGCCAAACAUUCACCACAAAAGUGUGGUCUAAAUCACAAGAUUCAUGACGAGGAUGUAGUAUCACUAUUUACAAAAUAG